AAAUUCUGCAUUCCUUCUAUUUCUUCCAUUUCAAAAACGGAACCAGGCACCCCCCACCCCUCCAUUUUGCUUAACUAUUGGCUUCUUCCAGAACCAAUCCCCUUUAAAUAUAUAUAUAUAUAUAUAUAGCCAACAAAAGCAAAGGUCCCAUAGACUAGAGAGAAGAGAAGCAGAGGAGGAAGGAAGGAAGGAAGGUUGUCUCUCGGGAUAUGGGUGUAGAUCCGUGGGCUCUUGCCGAGGUUACCGUGGACUCCUUGCCCUCUCUUUGGACUUCCCACCAUGAGAGUGUGGAGGAGUUGAGUCGUAAGCUUCUCUGUGCAACCUUGGAACUGGAAGCGCUCAGAAAUGGCGUCAAGGAGGAAAGGAGGAAGAGCGAAGAAAAUAUCAAUCAGCUGAUCCAAAUCCUGAAGAUAACCACGCAGGAGAGAGAUGAAGCUAGGGAACAACUGCAGGUCUUACUCAACAAAAUUGCGCAACCUCUCACAGCUGAGCUCGUUCCUCGCCUUUCUUGCCUGCAACCUGAAAGUCCACAGAUGUGGCAGGCAAGAGGAGGCAAUUCCAGUGUCACAGAAUCUGAAAGCCUAUCCGACACUCCAAACCAACACUCCUACGGAUGCUCUCCUGUGGAGUCCUUCUUUGAGACGGUUACUUCUCCGGAGCUGACGAGCUUGAAUGGAGCUGACUCCUGCAACAUUGGACCCCCACAGCAACCACUAUUUCUCGAAAACAGUCGCUCUUCUUCAGUGGCGAUCUCUCAUGGCACUGCUAAGUAUGAUCGCGGCGAUGCUAUAAUCGACAGCAUCGCUGCGAAGAAGCCAUUGCCGGAGAAAGGAAAGCUGCUGGAAACUGUGCUGAAGAUAGGUCCAGUACUGGAGACUUUGAUGGUGGCCGGGGCCCUCCCUCAAUGGCGCAAUCCUCCUCCACUGCAACCAUUUCAAAUUCCUCCUGUGACUGUCAGAGCUCGCAAUGCUCGACUGCCCAACCGAGCUGGUGCUUUGAAUUCUGAUCAUUUGAUUCAGAGUUCUCCGGAUGAGAAAGCUAAUGGAUUGUCUCAGGUGCAUGCUGCAACGAUGUUGAAUUUUUCCAGUACGGUGAGCCUGUGUGCCAGGAACAGACCUAUGGCAUUGCCUUGCGUUAGCAGCCACCAGGGCUUUGAGGCAAAGCGGCAGAGGAUUCAAUAGACUGUUGGUACAUGAUCAGAGGGAAGUAGUGUCUUGGUUUAGAUAGGUUUUCGGAAGACACAUGCUCUGCUUUUCUUUCUUUCUUUUUUUUUUUCCUUUCUCCAGGAACUGCUGAUCUUUAUUAAGAAUAUAAAACAUGUUUAUGAUGUAAAUGGCACGAGCUUUUUCUUUU
Messenger RNA from Phoenix dactylifera (date palm), 1353 nucleotides. RefSeq lists its product as uncharacterized. The record is from RefSeq and is a predicted model, not a curated record. Lineage: Eukaryota; Viridiplantae; Streptophyta; Magnoliopsida; Arecales; Arecaceae.